Ixodes scapularis (black-legged tick) is the source of this 646-nucleotide messenger RNA. Its product is annotated as poly(A) RNA polymerase, mitochondrial. The record is from RefSeq and is a predicted model, not a curated record. Lineage: Eukaryota; Metazoa; Arthropoda; Arachnida; Ixodida; Ixodidae. The transcript has 3 exons. The coding region runs from base 8 to 646 and encodes 212 amino acids. Gene Ontology annotation, biological process: mitochondrial mRNA polyadenylation. Gene Ontology annotation, molecular function: poly(A) RNA polymerase activity.
AGAGCAGAUGGUCCGCUUCUAUGAGAAUGAGAGACUGAACGACUUGGAGUUGCGGCUUGGGUUCCUGGUGUGCAGGCAGAUAGAAGAGUUCAUAUCCGGUCUCUACCCAAGGGGCUCCGUGUUGCCUUUCGGGUCGCUCGUCAAUGGAUUUGGCCGGCAUAAUUGUGACAUAGACAUGGUCUACUGCGUUCCAGAGAGUGUGGAUGCGAAAGGACAGCUGUACUUUCAAGACAAGCACCAGAUGAUCAACGACAGGACACUGGUGCAGAGGAUAUUGGAGACCUUGGGCGACCUGCUUCACUACGUGGUGCCUGGCGUCUCCGAAGUUCACCGCAUCCUGCGGGCCCGCGUGCCCAUCGUCAAGUUCCAGCACGACAUAGUCGGCAGGGAGUGCGACCUGACGCUCAACAAUAUGUCCGGGGUGGACAUGUCUCGUGUGCUGCACUUCUGCAGCCAGCUGGCACCCAGCCUGGGGCCCCUGGUGUUCACCCUGCGUGGCUGGGCUAGCGCGCAGGGCCUCACCAACAAGGUCCCCGGCACGUGGAUCACCAACUUCCAGCUCACCCUGCUGGUCAUCUUCCACCUGCAGAGGAAGGGCCUUUUGCCUCCCCUCAAGACUCUCGAAGGUCAGGGGACUCGACGGUAG